GCCUUGCUGUUUCCAGAAGGAGCAGAGCCCUCCCGGCUCUCUCCAGGGGGCCUGAAGCAUCCUUCAGUCCAUAACUUUGCAAAGUUAAGGCACAUCUGCCUGUCACAGUUCACUGCACCAGACACCAUAAGCUCUCUGAGCCUCCCUACACUUGCAAGCAAAAGUUCAAACAAACUUACGGACUCAGAUUUUGAUGAACAGAAAGACAAACAGGAACCACGCUAAAAGCUUGAGACCUCUGAUUCACUGUUCCAGUGUUUUCCCACAGGGAGUCACUUCCUGGCCCAUGCACCAAAUGUAAGACUCCGGGGAGCCUUAGCUUACUGGGGAUCCCCUUAGUAAACCACGUGGAGCCAGGAUCGAUGCAAAAAGCAAGAGGAAUUUAUUGUUCCAGUGCACUGGGGUUGUCCCAGACCCGAAGGAGAGGCAGCGACCCUCAGCACCCAGUUGGCAAGUUUUUAUACGGUUUCCAAGGGCAGAAUAGAGCAUCAGCAACUAGGCACAAUAUGAUUGGCGGUACAGUGCACCCUUUAAACUGAUUGGUCUUUAGGGCCAAGGACUUCCCUUGUCUGAAGGUGGGCAGUCUGUCCUGUGGAAAGUGUCCCCACCCACAGGCCGGUUCCUGCCCUUUAGUCUGAGAAAUGUUAAAUAGCCUCUCCCUUCCAGAGGGGCGAGUGUUUCAUGACCUUUUCACAGUCCCUAAGCUGACCUUUUCAAGAGGAACUGAUCUAAAAGUUUCUCUCUGUUCUGAGAGAUCCAGGAGUACAUUUGUGUAGGGAGUGACCCUGUUUGAAUGUUAACUGUUAACUUGUCAACCAUACGUGCUUACUCACAAAGUCUUGGCCUUACUGGAAAAGUACUAGCUUAGUUGAGAUCUCUUUGGGAAAAGUUGAGACCUCUGUGGGAAAGAACUAGCUCAGCGGAGAACAAAUUGCGAUAGAUCUUAAAGUCAGGUAGAACAAGUAGCUAUAGAUUUUAGUGGGCAGGUACCUAGCAAGCUCUUCUGUCCUUUCUGUACCCAGCCAGCAUUCUGUUCUUGGGAGCAGGUGCUUUCCCCAGAAGACUAAGCAGCCCUGCUCCAUGCCCCGCCCCAUAUCCUGCUUCCAUUGGGUAUAAAACCUGCCUGGGCGCUCCUUCGAACAUGGUGGACAUGCCUAAGACCCGCCAGGCAUUCUGCAAGAAAUGUGGGAAGCACCAACCCCACAAGGUGACACAGUACAAGAAGGGCAAGGAUUCUCUGUAUGCCCAGGGAAAACGACGUUAUGACAGGAAAUGGAGUGGCUAUGGUGGGCAAACUAAGCCUAUUUUCUGCAAAAAGGCUAAAACUACAAAGAAGAUUGUGCUGAGACUGGAGUGUGUUGAGCCCAGCUGCAGAUCUAAGAGGAUGCUGGCUAUUAAGAGAUGCAAGCAUUUUGAAUUAGGAGGAGACAAGAAGAGAAAGGGCCAAGUGAUCCCGUUCUAAGCCGAUUUUGUUAUGAAGACAAUAAAAUCUUGACCUUUCAAACCC
Molecule: messenger RNA, 1507 nt
Organism: Mus caroli (Ryukyu mouse)
Lineage: Eukaryota; Metazoa; Chordata; Mammalia; Rodentia; Muridae
Product: large ribosomal subunit protein eL42-like
Biological process (GO): translation
Cellular component (GO): ribosome
Molecular function (GO): structural constituent of ribosome
Source: RefSeq, a predicted model, not a curated record